Messenger RNA from Gastrolobium bilobum, 966 nucleotides. RefSeq lists its product as uncharacterized. Lineage: Eukaryota; Viridiplantae; Streptophyta; Magnoliopsida; Fabales; Fabaceae. The transcript has 3 exons. The record is from RefSeq and is a predicted model, not a curated record. The coding region runs from base 100 to 747 and encodes 215 amino acids.
AGAAAACCCCAAAACACGAACAUCCCUUACAAUCCCUACGUGAGUGAUGAUGAUCAUGCUCUCAGCAUUCACAGAAUAUUUGAUAUCAAUUUCACAACAAUGACGAAGCGCAAGGAUUUUGACCAUGACUUCCCUUCAAUUUCCCCCGCAACAAAAUCCAGGAGACUGGACGGCGAGUUAUGUGGUACGAUGAUGGAGGAAGACCUAAAUGCAAUGCUGAAGCAACCUUGGACCAUAGAUGAGGGUUCUGCUUCUGAUUCUGCUUCUGCAUAUGUGCCAAACACGGACGAGAGAGCCCUCGUGGUUUAUGACCCUACCAAAACCCCUCUUCUGAAGUCCCCAAGCACGCCCCAGUUCUCUAUCGUUGUCAAGGCUGACUUGAUUCCCGGUUUAAAGGAUUAUCUCUUGUCAUGGGGUACUGUAAAGCUAGACAACCCUGUGGAAGAUGAAGUGAGGAGGGAGAAGAGUUCUGAAGUAACAAAAGACUCUUUGGCUGUUGUCCCGUGGGUUGCAUUCCAUUCUCCUAUGGCAUGUGAAGAAAUAGCACCAGAAGCAGGUCAACCUUUAGAGGUAGAAGAAGGUGAAAUGAUGGAGAUGGAUGAACCCUGUGUCAAUAACAACUAUGAGAAGGCUAUGGAAAUUGGUGAUAAGGUGGAGGCAGCUGGACCUUCAUCACCAUGGCAACAACAACACUGUAUGAUGCCUAAUCUGUUGCAGAACAAUUCCACUCCAAUCCAUUGGUGUUAACACUCCUAACUCCCAUUUUGUGUAUUUGUUUCUGGUAGUUUUACGUUGCUUCAGGUUACCAUUCCCUCCAAUGGUAUUUUAUGUACAUAAUUAUAGGAAGUUUUGGAGAACUAUCGAACAAACUGCUAAAAUUUCACGUAGGGCGGGUUUAUAUUUGUUGAGGACGCCUUGUGUAUAUAACUUGCUAAUUUGCACCUCUCAAAUACUUGCUAUAUAUUA